This is a messenger RNA of Tripterygium wilfordii, 1241 nucleotides long. RefSeq names its product 1-aminocyclopropane-1-carboxylate oxidase 1-like. The record is from RefSeq and is a predicted model, not a curated record. Lineage: Eukaryota; Viridiplantae; Streptophyta; Magnoliopsida; Celastrales; Celastraceae. The transcript has 3 exons. The coding region runs from base 160 to 1071 and encodes 303 amino acids.
UAAUUACCGCUAAACUUCCAACUACCAUUGCUUGAAAUCUAACUGCCCUACUAAUAAUAGUGUCGGUUAGAAUUUGUUCUUGACCCUGCGUCUACUGCUAUAAAUAGUACUCUAUGCUACUAACUUUUUCACAAUCAGAAUACAAAGAGAGAAGUAGAUAUGGAGAUUCCCCUAAUAGAUUUUAAUGAACUCAAUGGUGAGAACAGGAGCAAAACCAUGGCACUUCUGCACCAGGCUUGUGAGCAAUGGGGCUUCUUUCAGGUUGACAAUCAUGGAAUUGACAAAGAGUUGAUGGAGAAGGUGAAGCAAUUGGUGAACUCACACUAUGAGCUCAAUUUGAAGGAAUGCUUCUAUAAUUCAGACAUACCUAGGAGACUGCGGAAGAGAGAAAAUACAUCUGAUAUGGACUGGGAAAGCAGCUUUUUUGUUCGGCAUCGCCCAACGUCCAAUGUUAACGAAAUCAAUGACCUGCCAGAGGACUUCGGCAAAACAAUGGAUGACUACAUCAAUCAACUGAUUAAGCUAGCAGAGAAGCUGGCUGAGCUCAUGAGUGAAAAUCUGGGUUUGGAAACAGAUUACAUAAAGGAAGCAUUCAAGGGCAACACAGGUCCUUCCGUGGGAACAAAAGUCGCAAAGUACCCGGAAUGCCCCCAGCCAGAGCUUGUGAGGGGACUACGAGAGCAUACAGACGCUGGUGGGAUCAUACUGUUGCUCCAGGAUGACCAAGUCCCUGGCCUGGAAUUCUUAAAAGAUGGGAAAUGGGUAGAGAUCCCUCCAUCUGCAAAUAACACUUUUUUUGUAAACACAGGUGACCAAGUGGAAGUUUUGACCAAUGGAAGGUACAAAAGUGCUUUGCACCGUGUGAUGGUUGACAAGAUAGGAAGCAGACUCUCCAUUGCUACUUUCUACAAUCCUGCUAGCGAAGCAAUUAUCUCUCCCGCCCCCAAACUCUUGUAUCCCAGUCACUUCCGUUUUCAAGAUUACCUGAAGCUUUAUGCAACCACAAAGUUUUCAGACAAGGUCCCCAGAUUUGAAUCCAUGAAGAUGGCCAAUGGUCAUCAUGCUAUCUAAAUCACAAUAAGUUUAGUGCACUACUCACUAAACGCGUUCCAAUAGCUCUGUACUUUUCCCCCACUCCAUAAAAACAUGUUGUCUUCCACAAUCAGGUGAAAUAACAGGAAAGAGGAAGUUAUUUCUUUUUCACAUCAAUAAAAUAUUAUAAAUGAUAUGUCUUUCAACUA